AUGGAGUCGAUAGCGAGGAUCUCGAGUCUCAUGGAGACUGCGAGGGAGCUCACCCUCGAUGCUGCCCAGGCGACGCGCGGUGCGCGCACGAGCUCGAGACCUCUGGAUCGGAACCAGAUGAGGAAGCUUCUGGAUAGUCGGAACGAGCGCGAAGUUCUUGAGGGUCUACGGCGCGUUAUGGCUAUGAUGUACCGAAACCACAAGACCCUACCCUUCUUCUCGUCCGUCGUCAAGAAUGUCGCCUCCCCGAACCUCGAAAUCAAGAAACUCGUCUACAUCUACCUAAUCCACCAUGCCGAGCAGGAGCCCGACCUCGCCCUCUUGUCCAUCAACACGAUACAGAAAUCCCUAUCCGACCAGAACCCCCAAGUCCGAGCCCUCGCCCUCAAGACCAUGUCGGGCAUCCGAGUCCCCGUGAUCAGCCAGAUCGUGUCCCUUGCCAUCAAGAAGGGCGUCGCCGACAUGAGCCCCUACGUACGCAAGGCCGCCGCCCUGGCGAUCCCCAAGUGCUAUCGAUUAGACCCGAGUCAGGCGCCGCAGUUGAUCGAUUACUUGUCGACUCUCCUGGGCGACAAGCUGUAUUAUGUGGCUGGAGCAGCUGUGUCGGCCUUCCUAGAGGUCUGCCCAGACCGGAUAGAUCUCGUCCACAAGCACUACCGAGCGUUGAUUAAGCAAGUGGUGGAUAUGGACGAAUGGAGCCAGCUGGCCACAAUACGACUUAUGAUGUAUUAUGCACGGAGGUGCUUCCCUCGGAAGUCGGAGCCUUCAGGGGACUCCGAGGAGCAAUCUCAGGACCAGAAUGUGGACGAUUUUUAUGGCGAGUCCCGCCAAGGGGGCCGAGGCCAGGGAUCGUCAGUGUUGGAUCCCGACCUGGCGCUGCUCCUGAAUGGCCUCAAGCCUCUUCUGCAGAGCCGCAAUGCCGGAGUCGUUGUCGCCGUGACUAGAUGCUACGUCGACAUUGGAACACCGGACUAUGUCAAGCUCGCAACCGGUCCCUUGAUUGCUCUUCUCCGUGGAGCUCAGGACAUACAGCAAACUGCGCUAUUCAACAUUGUUUCUGUAUGCCUUAUGCAGCCUGCCGACUUUGUCAAGUAUGCAAGCCACUUUCUUGUCCGAGCCACCGAUCCUGCUCCCGUCUGGGAGUUGAAGCUGGAGAUCUUGACUAUCAUCUUCCCCCACAGCCCACCCCAUGUCAAGAGUCUCAUCUUGAAAGAGUUGGAGCAUUUCUCGCAGGGAACUAACAAAGCUCUCGUCCGCGAGGCUGUCCGUGCAAUUGGCCGCUGUGCGCAGGCCGAUGUCACUACUGCCCCCCGAUGCCUGAAGCUGUUGCUAGGCCAGAUCACCAGUCUGGACGGUACUCUUGCAGCUGAGUCGCUGACGGUAAUUCGUCACCUGAUACAACAGGAUGUCCAGGGCCACAUCGGAACGGUGGUUCGGCUGGCGAAGAACCUCGACUCUGCUACAGAUCCUCAAGCGCGAGCGACAAUCAUCUGGCUGGUGGGUGAAUUCUCAGGGCUGAAUGGAGAGGACAACAUUGCGCCCGAUGUUCUCCGUAUCUUGCUCAAGGAGUUUUCCAGCGAAUCGCCAGCAGCCAAGCAGCAGAUUCUGCUUCUGGCUGCCAAGGUCUAUCUUCACCACCUUAACCGGAAGAGUGAGACAGAGCAGCAGAGAGAAGCGGAGGAAGACCCCCCUAUGGAGACAGACACCCAUCCUAUUGCGCGUCUCUGGGAGUAUACUUUGCUGCUCGUAAGGUAUGACAGAUCCUUCGAUCUUCGUGAUCGGGCAAGGAUGUACCGGUCCCUACUCGCUGUCCCUCAGCUGGCGACGUUGAUGCUUCUCGCCGAGAAGCCUGCACCACAGGCUCCGAGUCCAUCUGAAUCCCGAAAGGGCUUCUUGCUUGGUUCUGCCACUCUGGUACUCGCCGGUGGUGGCGCCAUUCAUGGACUAAGGGGGUACGAGCCUCUGCCUGACUGGGUAGAGGAGGGAAAGCAGCCUGACCGUCGCCUCCGUGAGCCCGAAGGAGGGCAGAGCUCCCGAUACGAUGUCGAGAGAAGCACACUCCCAGCUGGCGAAAGACUUGACGAGGCAGCCAAAACAUUUGUGCCUAGCAAGACAAACGGUACGGGUGAGGGUGUAGGUGCCAAGACUCUGGAUGACUGGCUCGCGGAGGAAGAAGAGGAGAGCGAAGAGACGGAAGAGGAAAGCGAGGAGGAAUCUACUGAUGAUGAGGAAGAAGACGAAGAGGAGGAGGACGAUGAUGAUGAUGAUGACGACGAGGAAGAGGAGACGGACAGCGACGAUGACGGGGAGACGGAUAGAUUGGUCAAAUCCUAA
Messenger RNA from Fusarium keratoplasticum, 2334 nucleotides. RefSeq lists its product as uncharacterized. Lineage: Eukaryota; Fungi; Ascomycota; Sordariomycetes; Hypocreales; Nectriaceae. The record is from RefSeq and is a predicted model, not a curated record. The transcript has 3 exons. Gene Ontology annotation, biological process: intracellular protein transport; vesicle-mediated transport. Gene Ontology annotation, cellular component: membrane coat. Bases 1 to 2334 code for a protein of 777 amino acids.